AAAGCACAGCGCCCCUCACAGGAAUGGAGGUGCACAUUGCCGCUAAACCAAGCAUCGCCAUAUUGAUGUCCCAACAACGUCGAGAGGGCAUAUGACAGUGGGAAUCCUAGUGAUGACUCUACUGAGCCCGGUGCCCCCUGAUUAGACUGGUUGGAUGUCCUCCUUAACAACUACAACAAUCAGCCUCUACCAAACCAACGUAGCAUCAGCUCUGCAGCGACCCCACCUGUCACCUGCAGCUUGGAGGAAACCUCCAAGGUGAUUCAGAGAACAACCUGUGUAUAAUAUGUCCGGCUCUGUCCCAAGCCGCUCUCGAGUUUACCCUGAUGUAAACACACAGAGGCCUCGGGAGUACUGGGACUACGAGUCCCAUGUGGUGGAAUGGGGGAACCAAGAUGACUACCAGCUGGUGCGCAAACUAGGACGAGGCAAAUACAGUGAGGUGUUUGAAGCCAUAAAUAUCACCAACAAUGAGAAGGUUGUUGUCAAAAUACUCAAGCCAGUCAAAAAGAAGAAAAUCAAGAGAGAAAUCAAGAUUCUAGAAAACUUGCGAGGCGGUCCCAACAUCAUCUCACUUUUAGAUAUCGUCAAGGAUCCUGUGUCUCGAACUCCCGCGCUGGUUUUUGAGCAUGUCAACAACACUGAUUUCAAGCAACUGUAUCAAACUUUAUCAGACUUCGACAUACGGUUCUACAUGUUUGAAAUCUUGAAGGCCCUUGACUACUGUCACAGUAUGGGGAUCAUGCACAGAGAUGUCAAGCCACACAAUGUGAUGAUUGAUCAUGAACACAGAAAGCUCCGCCUGAUCGACUGGGGCUUGGCAGAGUUCUACCACCCUAACCAGGAGUACAAUGUGAGAGUGGCCUCGCGCUACUUCAAAGGACCUGAGCUGCUGGUAGACUACCAGAUGUAUGACUACAGUUUAGACAUGUGGAGUUUGGGCUGUAUGUUGGCCAGCAUGAUCUUCAGGAAGGAGCCUUUCUUCCAUGGACACGACAACUACGACCAGCUCGUACGGAUUGCUAAAGUCCUCGGCACAGAGGACUUGUAUGACUACAUCGACAAGUACAACAUUGAACUAGACCCACGGUUUAAUGACAUUCUGGGCAGACACUCCCGUAAGAGGUGGGAGAGGUUUGUGCACAGUGAGAACCAGCACCUGGUGAGCACCGAGGCUCUGGACUUCCUGGACAAGCUGCUGCGUUACGACCACAACGCUCGCCUCACAGCCCGGGAGGCCAUGGAACACCCAUACUUCUGUGAGUUUCCCCUCCGCCUCCACUCAGACUUCUACAUAUAGGCCUGCUGCAUAAGACGCCUAACUGAAUGUUUAAGUGCUAGAACCCUCGCUUGAUCUUAAGAUUAUGGUGCUAAAUUAUGCCUCAAUACAAUACACUUUUUUUUAAAGUACUUGCUAAAAAAUGGUUCAUAUUCAGUGGAUUCUCUUGCAGCCAUUGAACACAUUGAAGCAGAAGGCUUUUUAACAGAUAUUUACAGUUUCUUCAGAGGAGUUCAUGUGACUACAGUAUACAUUUUAGCCCUUUAGCCGAUGCUCUUAUCCACAGCGACAUACAAUUAGUGCAUUCAUCUUAAGAUGUGUUGUCGUCUCACCAAGCAGGCCAAUAGACCAGAGGUGGUGGAACGGAGGACUCGGGUUGGAUGUAGGGUUUUCAAAUAAGCCUGAUGGUAGGGAAGGACAGUUCCUCUUGCUGCUGCGUAGGCAAGCAUCAGGGUCUUGGAGAUGAUGCCAGCUUCGACUGGAAGCCAGUGGCAUGUGUGGAGGAACCGGGUGACAUGGGAGAACUAGGUCAGAGAUGACACGCUCAAGUGUUUUGGGGGAAAAAAGAAGACAUAACCAGUCUGUUCUUGACGUCAGAGAGUUUGAGUGUUGCUAU
Oncorhynchus tshawytscha (Chinook salmon) is the source of this 1895-nucleotide messenger RNA. Its product is annotated as casein kinase II subunit alpha. The transcript is spliced from 13 exons. NCBI's taxonomy places the organism in Eukaryota, Metazoa, Chordata, Actinopteri, Salmoniformes, Salmonidae. Gene Ontology annotation, biological process: protein phosphorylation. Gene Ontology annotation, cellular component: nucleus; protein kinase CK2 complex; cytosol. Gene Ontology annotation, molecular function: protein serine/threonine kinase activity; ATP binding. The coding region runs from base 287 to 1300 and encodes 337 amino acids. The record is from RefSeq and is a predicted model, not a curated record.